Molecule: messenger RNA, 1616 nt
Organism: Drosophila innubila
Lineage: Eukaryota; Metazoa; Arthropoda; Insecta; Diptera; Drosophilidae
Product: LETM1 domain-containing protein 1
Exons: 4
Coding region: 137-1531 (464 amino acids)
Biological process (GO): intracellular monoatomic cation homeostasis
Cellular component (GO): mitochondrial inner membrane
Molecular function (GO): ribosome binding
Source: RefSeq, a predicted model, not a curated record
UAAUUUCAAGAAGAAGCAAAGUUAAAGAUUAAAAUAAUUAAGCGAAACAUUGUUGUGGGCUGGCUCCUGCAUCGGAGUUGCAGUCGUUGCGUAAUUACGCGCACUUGUGUGCGUCUAAGGUUGGAAUUGUCGUAGAAUGGCGUUGGCGUUGCGCGUGGCAUGUUUAGGUCAGGUUGGUGGCCGUUGGAGCAGGUGGCCGCAGGAGCACCCGCGACUGUUGCAACUCUGUGCCAUCUCCAGUUCCAGUUGCAGUUCCAGCUGGAAAGCGAAGGGCAGUGUUAUCAUGCAGAAAUCGAAUUACACCACACAACACCCGAGACAACCACAACAACAAACACAGCCAACUCAACCAACUGAGCCAAUUCCAACGAGUCCACCACAAAUCAAGCGCAAUGUGGCCUCUGAGAUCACCAGCGUGGGCAAGGCCAUCUACGAUGCCAGGUGGGAUGCCAAGCAGGGCAGAGCACAGUCGUUAACUGGACGCUCUGAUGACACCAUAAAUCAGUCAGUGGGAACAAAGGAAAGUGUUGUCCAGGACAAGAAGGAACUGGAGACGGUCAAGUCGAAGCGGGAUCAGAUGCGGGACAACAUGCAGGAUUACAUCUUUACGCGCUACUUUAACUAUGUGAAGAACUACGACAAAGUGCUGGAGAAGAACUUCCCAAAGGCCAUGCAGCUCUAUCGAGUAUUUUUCGAUGGAGUCAAAGACUUCUUUGCGGACAUGAAGCGGUUUCUUAAGGUUGCACGCAUCGCCAACGAUUCGCCACGAGGAAUCCGGGCAUUGAAUCGCCAGGAGUUGGAGCUGUACAUGCAAAUGCCGCGGGACAUGAUGAAGGUAGCGCCGGCGUUGAUUGGAUGCUCGCUGCCCAUGGUAGGAUACGCAUUCUUUCCACUCGUGUUUUGGUAUCCACGCAUCUUUCUUACGCCGCAUUUCUGGACGGAACAGCAGCGUAGUGAAUUCCAGAGUUACUACAUGAAGCGCAGGCUGCAGUGCAACAAGUCCGUGUUCCGUUGCCUGCAGGCCAAGUUAAAGUCCCUCAAGGGUCAUCACAAACACGCCGAGUUCAAGAGCAUUCUGGGCCAGUUGGGUAGCGGAACGCAUCCCUCGGCAGAGGCUCUGAUCGCCGUCAAGGAUAUAUUCGCCGAGGGACCUUACUCACUGCUGGGCAUGUCGCGCAAACACGUCAAAUGUCUAGUCAAAUUGCAUGGCCUUCAGAAUAGCCUGUUCAAGCGACAUCGUCUGCAUGAGCACGCAUUCCUGGUGCACUACAUGGAUCUGGCCAUCACACGGGAAGGUGGUGUCCACAAUUUGAGAACGGAGGCACUGCGUUACUCUUGCUAUCUGCGCGGCCUCAAUCCCGACGACUUAAGCAGGGAGGAGAUGAUCGAAUGGCUGCGCACUUGGGUCAAGGUCUCCACGUCAAUACAGGGCGAGCAUAUUACUCUGUUCUUGCAUCUGCCGAUUCUACUGGGCUACAAUCAUCCCCACAACUGGAAGACUAUCUACUGCAAGACAGAAGAGGCCGCCUAAGCAAAUUGGUGCUAGUUUACGUUUACAAAUUUUAGUUUGAAACUGUUUUUGUUUUUAAAAAGCAAAUAAAAUUGUUAAAUUCUCU